GCAGACGCGGCGGCGGCGGUCCGGGAGGCGCGCGCACGAUCCCAGACCGGGUAUCGCGGCGGCGGCAGCGGCGGUGGAGACAUCGGGUUGGGCCCCUUCCCUUUUCCGCUCCCCCCCUCCUCCCCCUCCCCUCAGCUGUGGUUCCCGAGGAGUCCGAGACCUGCGGCGAGACGGCGGAAAGCUCUAGGGUCAGCUCACUAUCCUGAAAGUCCAUCCUCCCAGGAAGAAGGGACAGAAAGAAAGAAAGACCUCUUUGUACGAAAGCCUUGUGUAUCCCAUGAACGAGACAGAGGAAAACCGAUUGGAGUACGGCAGGACUCCAGAGCCAGAUAUAAGGCUCAGAAAAGGACACCAACUUGAUGGUACAAGGCGAGGUGAUAAUGACAACCACCAAGGGAAUUUGGAGCCUGUUUUAGAGGCAUCUGUUCUUUCUUCCUAUCGUAAAAAAAUAUCUGAGGAACAUGAGUGCAAUGAUGAAGCUUCUCAGGAAGAAGAGGGGUUUAUGGGUAUGUCCCCUCUCUUACAAGCCCAUCAUGCAAUGGAAAGAAUGGAAGAGUUUGUUUGUAAGGUAUGGGAAGGUCGAUGGCGAGUAAUCCCUCAUGAUGUACUCCCAGACUGGCUCAAGGAUAACGACUUCCUUUUACAUGGACACCGGCCCCCUAUGCCUUCUUUCCGGGCCUGUUUUAAAAGCAUUUUUAGAAUACACACAGAGACAGGCAACAUUUGGACACAUCUCUUAGGUUGUGUAUUCUUCCUGUGCCUGGGGAUCUUUUAUAUGUUUCGCCCAAACAUCUCCUUUGUGGCCCCUCUGCAAGAGAAGGUGGUCUUUGGAUUAUUCUUCUUGGGAGCCAUUCUCUGCCUUUCUUUUUCAUGGCUCUUCCACACAGUCUACUGCCACUCAGAAGGGGUCUCCCGACUCUUCUCUAAACUGGAUUACUCUGGUAUUGCUCUUCUGAUUAUGGGAAGUUUCGUUCCUUGGCUUUAUUAUUCUUUCUACUGUAAUCCACAACCUUGCUUCAUCUACUUGAUUGUCAUCUGUGUGCUGGGCAUCGCAGCCAUUAUAGUCUCCCAGUGGGACAUGUUUGCCACUCCUCAGUAUCGAGGAGUAAGAGCAGGAGUGUUUUUGGGUCUAGGCCUGAGUGGAAUCAUUCCUGCCUUGCACUAUGUCAUCUCGGAGGGGUUCCUAAAGGCUGCCACCAUAGGACAGAUUGGCUGGUUGUUGCUAAUGGCCGGCCUCUAUAUCACGGGAGCUGCCCUGUACGCUGCUCGCAUCCCUGAACGCUUCUUUCCUGGCAAGUGUGACAUCUGGUUUCACUCUCAUCAGCUAUUUCACAUCUUCGUGGUUGCUGGCGCUUUUGUUCAUUUCCAUGGUGUCUCAAACCUCCAGGAGUUCCGUUUCAUGAUUGGCGGAGGCUGCAGUGAAGAGGACGCACUGUGAUACCUACCACUAGCCAGGGACCAUGACCCUGAACCAGGGCCUGCAGCGCCUGCAGGCCUCCCUUACUGGCUAUUGAUGCCAGUACCAGAGGAGCUCCCAAACUCUGACAGCCUCAUGGGCUUUGACACCCCCAGGGGCUCCACGUGGCACGUGACUGAGAAGAAAAAAAAAAUAAAUCAUACCUCAAAGGAUGUAGUGCAUCAAUUUGGAGAAAAGGAGAAAUGGCCCAAACCCUGACGUAGUCUUAGGAUUUAUUGAUUGAGGGCUCUGCAAGACCCUGGGCAAACUGGCUUCUUAUCCAUAUCUUAUUUAUUUGUAGAAGAUGGAGAAACAGUUUAGCUGAUGGUUCAUUCUUCUCCCUUUCUCUCUUCUUAAAACAAUAAUACAAAACCGAUUUAGGUGAACAUUUAUAUCCUAUUAAGGGGCGGGAGUGUGAUUUUAGAUGUUCUUUUGGGAGAACAAAGAAAUUAAUGUAAAUAAGAUUUCUAACUUACUGUUUAAAUAAGAAUUUAUAUAAAUGUUUAAAAAGGGUAGGGGAGGGAGGGAGAAUUUUUGUAUAGAGUGAAACAUGCAAGUACCACACACUGUUUCAAUUUUGCACAAAGUGACUGUAGGAGGUGAUAGCCCCAGAAUGUAAAAUGCCUUGGUGCACCAAGGUGCCUUCUAAAGGCUGACAUACCUUGGACCCUGGUGGGGCAGAGAGUACAGCCCCAGCCCAGUGAUCACAUGACCACUCUCGUGCCUGAGGGCCUUUGGGGGUCCUGAGGUAGAGUGAGGUGGUGUGUAUUUUCUCAGUGGAAGUAGCAUGUGAAUGGCUAAUAGGAUGUGUUAAAGGCUCUAGUUAAGGUGUCCUUUGAGAGACUGACUUGUUUCUCAUGCUGAUGACCUUCUAAGGAGUAGGGCCACCUGCUUGGGAAAGUCAAUUAUGCUGGCAAAGGGGUGGUGGAGAUAGUGGGAAGAGCUCUGGAAAUGUUAACACAGGGGCUGAUCUGAUUACUUCCUGUCAUCCUGUUCAAUUUUGUGGUGAUUUUUAUCUGAUUGCAAGGAUGUGACAGUUCUCCAUAUCCUUGUUAUGGAGCUUUGAAAUACUCUGGAAACUUCCCUCUAUUAAAAUCACUGCCCUGACUAUCCUUCUUCCUGGGAAUAAAAAUUGACAUUUUCCUGGCAUCAUAGUUACUGACAUGGAACCAGCCACAAAAGAGAUUCUGCCUUGUUCAGGUGCCUCCUGAGCUCAUUGACAUAGGUUGGGAGAGUGCUUCCUUUGGAUUAGGAAAGAUGAGUUUCACCUGUGGCACACUGUCUUGGUGAGCCUCAGUAUGACAGACAUAUCAGCUCUCCUUGAACAAAAAAGCCAGUGGAACUCUUGUAAAGCAGGGCCCAGUUCCCACUGUGGAGUUAUCAGCAGUCUCUGAACCCUGUUUUUAAGGGAUAGCAUGGGGGAAGUUUGCAAAGGAAAUCAUAUGUUAUUGUCAGGGAGUCUGGUAGAAUCUUUAAAGUUUAGUUGAAGAGUGGCUAGAAGUAAAAGAUCGCAAGUGUCCCAGAAGUACCCUGUUGUGUCAGGGAGAGUGGCAAGGGGAGGCUCUGGUUCACAGAAUUCUGAUCUUGGCUCAUAGGUGAACCAUCCAACAAGCAUUUGAGUCUUAGGUUACUUACUAUCUUCUAUCUUAGACUUCAGGUGAUUAAGUUACAUCCUGGGGAUUAUGGAUACUAGAACUAAACAUUGAGGCCCUAAGCAAUGGGGGCCGGCAUCCACAACUGGUGUUUAGGACUAUGGGAAGGAUUUUCUACUUAUUUAGUAUAGGGUUUUCUCAGUUCUUUUUCUCCUUUCUCUCCUCUUCUGAUCUCCAGCAAAAGCUGGGAAGAACUUAAGAGUAUUUUGGUUCUAGGUCAUUGCCCUAGGUUCUAGGUGGAUCCCAGCAAAAGACUCAGUGGGUGAACUGGCGCAGCGCCUGACAGAACAGUAUUACUCCCUUUGAGGAGAAAUAGUUCAGCAAGACAGUGCCAUCAGGAAGGAAGCUCACUUAACUCCAUGGAAGCAACAGCACAUAUCCGAAGCCAGACUUGCUCUUUGGUCAUGCACUUUGGGAUAUGGGGUAUAAGAUGCAGCCCUGAAAAAAACACCAACAGAGGUCGCAGUCUCUGGGCCCAGUUGCCCCACAGCCCAAAGGAGGAGCUGAAUCUAGUUCAACAUAGCACAAACCCCUAGGAAAAAUGAAAUUUAACAUCAACAAUGUAUAAUCCAGUAAAAAUCUCCCUCUUUAUGGUGUGUGUGUGUGGGUGUGCGCGCGCGCGCCCAUUUACGUGUGUAUGUCUUUGUGCAGCUCACUACCAGCAGCCUCACUGAGCACUGGGUCUUACAGUGCUCGCUGAGAACUCACCAGGUUGGCGCCUGAAUGCCUUACUCUCAGCACUCAGAGGCUGGCUUGUUCUCUGCAGAUUUUUAAUUUUCUUUUUUGGCCCUAAGCAGAUUAGGACCUCUACAGCUUCAUUCUAUCAUCAUUAAAUAGUGGCCUUUUUCAGUAUUUUUUCCCUUUCCCUUUAUAAAUUGCCGAAGCCACAAAGCACAUUUUGGGGGAUCAUAGAAGGUUGGCAUUUCAGAAAGGCAUCUGUACAAUGGUUGCAUUCACUAUGGGAUUUCCCUACUUGCUGUAUUCUCAACUUCCAAUAAAAAAACCCUGAUGGAAUAUGAA
Messenger RNA from Pteropus alecto (black flying fox), 4128 nucleotides. RefSeq names its product adiponectin receptor 2 (gene ADIPOR2). Lineage: Eukaryota; Metazoa; Chordata; Mammalia; Chiroptera; Pteropodidae. Gene Ontology annotation, biological process: adiponectin-activated signaling pathway. The transcript has 9 exons. Gene Ontology annotation, cellular component: plasma membrane. Bases 278 to 1438 code for a protein of 386 amino acids. The record is from RefSeq and is a predicted model, not a curated record. Gene Ontology annotation, molecular function: signaling receptor activity.